Branchiostoma floridae (Florida lancelet) is the source of this 1221-nucleotide messenger RNA. RefSeq names its product neuronal acetylcholine receptor subunit alpha-2-like. The transcript has 5 exons. NCBI's taxonomy places the organism in Eukaryota, Metazoa, Chordata, Leptocardii, Amphioxiformes, Branchiostomatidae. Gene Ontology annotation, cellular component: membrane. The record is from RefSeq and is a predicted model, not a curated record. Bases 226 to 1221 code for a protein of 331 amino acids. Gene Ontology annotation, biological process: monoatomic ion transport.
AAGUGGCGGCCAGAGUACCACGGAAACAUCCAAACCCUCAGCGUCUCGGGCAGCAGCAUCUGGACCCCUAUACUUACUCUGAAGAGGAAUGCUGAUGGUAAGUACCAGGGUCUGUCAAAGGACGUACCGCUCCAGAUCAGCUCCGAUGGUACCGUAAUUUGGACGGUCGAGACUCUGACAAGCACCAUCUGUGAUGCAGACCCGUUCUUCUUCCCUGCCGACACCAUGGAAUGCCACAUCUGCUUCUCCUUAUCUGCAAUUGAGCAAACCAUCGAAUGUGGAGGGGGCAGUUCCUGUGACGUCUGGUCUCCUCCAGAACAGUCGGGCGAAUGGAAUCGGAAGGACAAGAUUUUUGCGGAAAGCAACAAGAAGGCGUGCUUCGCGGUUCAUCUAGAGAGGAUCCCGCUGUUUCACAUCGCCACGACUGUUGGUCCCUGCAUCAUCCUAGUGGUGCUGAUGAUCAUCACCUUCGUCAUGCCCAUAGGCAAGGGGGACCGAAUCUCCUUCGGAGUGACCAUCCUGCUUUCCAUGGUCGUGUCUCUCGUGUUUGUUACGGAGGUACUUCCUGUGAAAGGAGCUCUACCGUUUUUCGCCACGCUGAUCGUCGUGUGCAUGGGGCUGAUGGGACUUUUCCUGUUCUUCACCAUGUACAUCAUCACUCUUUACGACAUAGAAGGGAGUCUGUCUCCAAUGGCGAAGACUUUCUUCCUCUAUUACGUGGCAAAGUUUUUGCUGCUCGGGGACCUCACAGAGAAGGAGACUGCGAGCGGGGUAGGAGAGACAGGCCUGGCCGGAUUGAAGCUGGACUGGUCUGAGCAGGCCAGCCUCGACAUCCCUGCCGAAGGAGAGGAGGCCACAGAUAAUGUCUACGAAGAUACUGUGAAGGUCGACGUAGAGACCUCAACUGAAGUCUCCGCUGACGUGAUGAAGGUCGAUGUAAAGACCCCAGCUGAUGUCUCCGAUACAACCCGUGACAUCCCUGUCGGACCGCCCACCCGCCUGGAGGCUGCCGUGGAAGAGCAGACACCUUUCCUGCGUCAACUGAUCCGGCAGGCGAUGAAGACCGAACAGCAGCUGGAGGAGCUGACCAAGGCGAUGAAGAACGAGCAGAAGGUGUCCGAUUACACCCUGCUGACCAAGGUCCUGGACAGGCUUUGCCUUGUUCUGUACGUCAUCAGCGUUGCCUUGACCGUGCCUAUGACCAUGUAUCUGGGCAAAUAG